Ceratina calcarata is the source of this 401-nucleotide messenger RNA. RefSeq names its product paired box protein Pax-6-like. Gene Ontology annotation, biological process: regulation of transcription by RNA polymerase II; anatomical structure development. The record is from RefSeq and is a predicted model, not a curated record. Lineage: Eukaryota; Metazoa; Arthropoda; Insecta; Hymenoptera; Apidae. Gene Ontology annotation, molecular function: DNA-binding transcription factor activity, RNA polymerase II-specific; RNA polymerase II cis-regulatory region sequence-specific DNA binding. The annotation marks the transcript as partial. The transcript is spliced from 2 exons.
UAUUGUACCGCAAAUUAUUAUUAUUGCAGGUACUAUGAAACCGGAUCCAUCAGGCCCAGGGCGAUCGGUGGUAGUAAACCGCGGGUAGCUACGGCGGAAGUCGUCAGCAAGAUUUCUCUUUACAAAAGCGAGUGCCCGUCGAUAUUCGCGUGGGAGAUCAGAGACCGUCUACUCCAAGAGGGCGUCUGCACCAACGAUAACAUACCCAGUGUGUCGUCUAUCAAUAGGGUGCUGAGAAAUCUGGCGGCGCAGAAAGAACAACGGCAGCAGCAACAGCAACAGCAGCAAGGGGUGACUGCCGUCGGCGUCGGGGUCGGUGCCGGUAGUCCGGCGGAGAGCGUUUACGACAAACUGAGGCUACUCAACGGCCAAACCACUGGCUGGCCCAGGCCUAAUCCAUG